UCACUUUCGAAGAUUUCUUUCCUCUUUUCUCUUCCCACAUCCGCCUCUCCUCUACCAGCCACCGCCUUUCCUCAGACCUUGGACCGCCACCGCCGCCUGCAGAAGUCAGAACUAAGGCAGUGGGAAAACGAGGAAUCCGCUAUCCGCUCGUCGGGAAAGGAAGCUGGAGCCUAGGAGAAUUCCUCCUCUCCUUCGGGUUGAGCCAAUAAGCCUCAAGCGGCUGCCCUGCGAAAGGAGAAGGCGAAAUUGGGCGCUGGAGGAGGAAGAGGAAGCAGUUGACGGUGAACGCUGUUGGUCUCUUUACGGAACAGUGUCAGACUUAGAGGAACGAAGAGUCUCGCAUAAACAGGGCCUCGGUGGAAGAGGGGCGAAUGGCGGGGUUUUGGAUCGCCUUCCCUCCCUCUCCCCCGGCCCCCACCCCGCUCCGAGAGAGUGGAUGUUUUUAAGAGGCGCUCGACUUGCAGAGGUUGUAAAUGCAAGGAUUAGUCAUAAAAUUACCCUUUCAUCAUCAUAGUAACAGUGAAAGGUCGCUAAAUGAAGACUUCCUGUAGCAACAGAGGUCUCAGGCUGGCAGGAAAUCUAAAACUGUUGCUUCACAAUCCACAAUCAGUCAGAUGUUUCUAAGAAUUUCUCCUGUGGAUAGGAAUAGUUCUUUCAUUCAUUCAAACGGUCGAUGUCCCCAUAACUGUGUUCAUGUUUAUGUUAUACAGUAAUAGAACCUGGAAGUCUAAUAUAAUCCUCUUUCUUGAGAAUUGAAAGAAGCCUGCAGAAAAACCAUGGAAGCAGAAUUAAAUGUUGCUGUGAAAAAAGGUAAACUUGAGCUCGUUCAACAGCUGGUGGAAGAUGGAGCAGAUGUUAAUGCAAAGGUGGAAAAUGGCUGGACACCUCUCCAUAGUGCUGUACAAAGAAAUUCUGAAGAGAUUGUUAACUUUCUGCUGGAAAAUGGGGCUGAUCCAUUCGCAAAGAAGGAUAAUGAUGCUACACCUUUUAUUUUAGCAGGCGUGACAGGUAAUGUGAAGCUUUUGAAACUUUUUCUUGAUAAAGGCUCAUGUAUUAAUGAGUAUGACAUCAAUGGCUUCACCGCAUUCAUGGAGGCUGCUUGUUAUGGGCAAGAGGAGGCCCUGAAAUUUUUAUAUAAGAAUGGGGCAGAUGUAAAUCAGCGUCGUGAAGUUGAUGUGACUAAAAAGGCUGUGAAAAAAGGAGGUGCGACAGCUCUGAUGGAUGCUGCAGGUCAUGGCCAUUUUGCUCUGGUCAAAAUCUUGGUUGAGGAAAUGGAUGCUGAUGUAAAUAUCUGUGACAAUCAAGAUGGAAAUGCAUUGAUCCAUGCUCUCUCUGAGGACAAAGACUGGAAUAAAGGCAGAGAAGACUCGGCCCUUUUCCUUCUGAAAAACAACAUUGAUGCCAGUAAGAGGGAUGCAAAUGGGAAAACGGUGCUCAUAUUGGCUGUUGAAAGAGAAAGCCUGGAUCUUGUGAAGGCCAUAUUAGAAUUAGAUGAAGUUGAUCUUAACGAUGCUGAUGAAAAUAACGAAACAGCAUUGCAUGUAGCAGUGAAGAAGAAAAACAAUGCAAUAGCAAAGCUACUAUGUGAAAAAGGAGCAAGAGUAGAUGAUGAAGUCCUGGAUAUUGCCCAUAGAAAUUACCAAAGCAAUUUGAUAGAACUUCUUCAGACAUACGAAUCGCCGGGCAGUCCAAGGCAGCCAGAAAUAUGUAAGGAAUUCUCUACCAAUCGCUGGAGAAUUAAACUCCAGAAACUCAAUCAAAUGCAUCGUCCUAUGAUUGGCAAGCUCAAGAUCUUUCAAUAUCAAGAUUUAUGGAUCCAGAAGACCACCCAAGGAGGGGUCUACCUGGGAUUCUAUGCUGGACAAGAGGUGGCUGUGAAGGUAUUCUGGAAGGAUUCAGAAAAUGCCAAGCGAGAAGAAGUGUGCCUCAAAGAAUGCCGAACCAGCAAAUACCUGGUGAAAUUUUGGGGCUCGGAAACGAGGAAGGCCUGUCUCUAUCUGUGCCUCUCCUUGUGUGAAAAGAAUCUUCAAGAGUACUUCAAGGAAGAAAACAACACAACUAUGGAAAGCAAAAAGAUUCUUAAAAUUAUAUUUCAGGCUGUAAAUGAACUUCAUGCAUUUGGAUUUGGCCAUCAGGAUCUGCACCCAAGUAAUAUUUUGAUAGAUUUCACUGGCAAGAUUUUCCUAGCAGACUUUGAUAAGAGCAGAGAAAUAACUGAUGAUACAAAAUAUUCUGUAAUCUCAGAAGAUCUACAGGGUCUCCAAAAACUUAUCCUGUAUGUUGUGAUGAGAGGUCAGAAGGGCUUUGAACAUUUGCCUAAAGAAUGUCCAAAGGAUGUAGAGGAGAAUAUAAAGGAAAUUGAAGACCUGCGACAAAGACUGGAACUCUCUGACCAAACUACCCUAGCGGAUAGUCUACUGGAAAUGCUGAUCUACCAUCCAUAUUUCUGGUCCAAAGAGAUAAAGUACAGGGUGUUAAGAGAAAUCGGGAAUGAGAUACGUACGGUUUAUAACACAAAUAAAGAUGACAUUCCGAAUGCUUUGAGAUUUACGGAUGAUCCUUUCAUGAACUGGAAAGAAAAGAUUGAUGAAGAAGUAUGGGACUCUAUGGUUAAUCUGGGCAAAGAGAAAGGCAACAAGAAAAAUAAGAAAGGCACAAGAACGUAUGAGAAAGAUGUAACAGGUUUAUUAAAGUUUAUUCGGAAUAUGGGCGAGCACUACCUUGAAAAGGACGAUGAGGUGAGAAAAAAGAUUGGGGAACCUGCAGACUAUUUUCUGGACCGCUUUCCAGAUUUAACCAUUUAUAUCUAUCAGCAAUUGCAUAACACGGACUACAGCAAACAUUUUCCGAAUGCAAAUAAUUCUUCAUAAUCAUAACAUGGGUCAACCACCACUGAUUGUUUAAUGACAUAAUUGAAUGUGACCUACAUAUUUUCUAACUAAAACCAAUCAAUAGUUUUUAUUAGCAGUUAAUACUGUAUGUGAUCCUGGAAAAUCUUCUUUAGACUGUCUUUUGCUCACGGACAAUAUACUCAAACUACAACUGCUAGUUAAGAUACCCACAGAGAAACCAAAUAAUGCAGAAUAUACAGCUGUCAAAUUUACAAUCUAGUCUGACAACACUAAGUUCCCACAGCAUUGGACAAAGCAUGAUGGAGUUGCAUAUUUGCUUCCUCUCCAACCUAAUACGUUGUAUUUGUUAAUGGAACUGCAGAUAUAGGAGUUUAUAUCUCAAAGUCAGUUUCUGUCCAAAAGAAGCCCCUUACCCUUUUUAGUGAGUUGAGAAUCUCUGCUUUCAAGCACGUUUAUUAUAACCCCACAAGGCAGAAUACAAGGUUCUGCCCACUUGGCAAGGUUGAAGAAGCAACUUACAUAAUAAUGCCAGACAUUUGGUCAGUUAAUGAUAUCCUAGAAAUUUGAAUUUCACCACUGGAUGGAGGGCAUGUGAAAUGUUUCAGAAGGAACCCUCCCUAGUAUUCUGGUGUGUACAAAGAAAGGAGGGAGAAAUUGCAGAAUAACUACUGUAACUAUUGCAAAGUUAAGAUAACUUUGCAAUAAAGAUAGAGCUAAUACUCCUAGUUGUGCUCCUUGGCCAGACUACCAUGAGCAACUAACUGUCUAUGCAAGAAGGUCCAUAUUCAACACCUACAGCAGAGGUUCCCAAAUGUUCUUGGUCUUCAAUGCCUUCAUCUCAAUAAUUUUUUCAUAGUGAUCCUAGGUUUGUAGUUUGUGUGGUGUCUGACAGUUCACUGGUAUUGUGUGAUGUUCCUGUGAGUUCAUUGCAGCACCCUGCAAUGGUUCUGCAAGUGCUGAGUUUGGGAUGUGUGAAACUACAUUAUAAAUGGCCACGUGGGCAAUUAUUACUCUCUGCACCUAGCACAUUAAAUUUCACUUUGAUUGUAUUGCUUUACAUAUAAUGUCUACAUCUCUAUGGAUAUGCAUUUAUUCCUAAUUGGUGAUGUCAUGCCAUAUAAGUGGUAUGCUAAACUGAAAUCCAUGAAAGUCUAUGCUGCAAUAAACUUGUUGGUAUGUAAAA
Molecule: messenger RNA, 4035 nt
Organism: Pantherophis guttatus
Lineage: Eukaryota; Metazoa; Chordata; Lepidosauria; Squamata; Colubridae
Gene: RNASEL
Product: ribonuclease L
Biological process (GO): protein phosphorylation; mRNA processing
Molecular function (GO): ATP binding; RNA nuclease activity; RNA binding
Source: RefSeq, a predicted model, not a curated record